Molecule: messenger RNA, 1557 nt
Organism: Pollicipes pollicipes
Lineage: Eukaryota; Metazoa; Arthropoda; Thecostraca; Pollicipedomorpha; Pollicipedidae
Product: cyclin-dependent kinase-like 4
Exons: 10
Coding region: 4-1557 (517 amino acids)
Biological process (GO): protein phosphorylation
Cellular component (GO): nucleus
Molecular function (GO): protein serine/threonine kinase activity; ATP binding
Source: RefSeq, a predicted model, not a curated record
GCGAUGGACAAGUACGACCAGCUGGGUAUUGUGGGCGAAGGCUCGUACGGGGUGGUGCUGAAGUGUCGCCACCGCGAGUCGGGCAGGCUGGUGGCCAUCAAACGCUUCCUCGAGGGCGAAGAGGACGAUCCGCACGUCAGGAAGGUGGCCAUGCGCGAGAUACGUAUGCUGAAGCGCCUGCGUCAUGAGAACCUGGUCAACCUGCUGGAGGUGUUCCGGCGGAAGCGGAGGCUCUGCCUGGUGUUCGAAUUUGUGGAGAACACGGUGCUGCACCUCCUGGAGGCGCGGGAGGUCGGCGGCCUGGAGGAGGCUAGCGUGCGCAGCUACAUGCUGCAGGUGCUGCGGGCUCUGCUCUUCUGUCACGGACAGGGCGUCAUUCACAGAGACAUCAAGCCUGAAAAUGUCCUAGUUUCCGGGAGCGGCGUUGUCAAAUUGUGCGACUUUGGGUUCGCCAGGCCCCUGGCGGGUCCGGGCGAAAGCUGCACUGACUAUGUCGCCACUAGAUGGUAUCGCGCUCCCGAGCUCCUGGUCGGCGACACCACAUAUGGCAAGGAGGUGGAUGUCUGGGCAGCCGGAUGUCUGUUCGCGGAGAUGGUGACGGGAGAGCCCCUGUUUCCCGGUGACAGUGACGUCGAUCAGCUACAUCACAUUCUUCAGAUCACUGCCCACGUGGCUCGAGCCGGCUACAGAGCUGCCGCUCACGGCCUGCGGCUGAGGGGAGCCGGCCGGCCCCUGUUCGCCAACAAGUUCCCGAACUGGCCACCACAUCAGCUGCAGCUGCUGCAGGCUUGUUUAGAGAUGGACCCUUGCCAGCGGCCAGACUGUGCCGUUCUCGUCCAGCAUGAAUACUUCACACACGACCAGUUCGCCGACAGACACAUGGACGAGAUCACCAGAAGAAUACAGCAGGAGUUUUCAACAACUACGCAUCGACGAAAACUCGGCAAUAUCUCGCUCUUUAAGAAGAAAAUCGAUAGCAAGCUUUCCAACGGCAAAGAAAACGAAGAAAAGCCCGCCCGCCGACCGGACGCCCGUCAGACGGUAGGCAGCGCCGCCGGCCCGGCCCCGAUCCCGCCCAUUGGUCAGCCAGCCGCAGUGCCAGUGACGUCAUACAGCUGGGUCAAGGACGGUCUGGCCGGAUGGAGCAUCCUCGGCCUUGGCAGGAGUAAGCAGCAGCCCCCAUCCCGGUCCAAGACACCGGCUGCUGGACGGGCAGCAGGGAACUCCGGUCCGGGCCUGUCCGGUCGAGGUCGGGAUGUGACGGCACGAGGCCCCGCCCCCUCGCAGCUGCGGCCGACCGUGCUUGAGCUCAUCCGCCAGCAGCGCCGCCAAGCGGAGGAUCCCGGAGUCACGUUGCCCAACGUGCGGGGCGCCGCGGGCAUCUCCGCUUUGGAGAUACCGUUUAUUUUCCGCGGCGCGCCGCCCGGCCACAGCGAGCACGAACAGAUCCGGAUGACUGAGCGCAUCAGCGCCGCUUGGCACCCACCUCUACCCGUCACGGACCAGAGCGCGACGCUCGUGACGCAUGCCGUGACGCGCUGCUGCGGUAUGCCGUGA